Molecule: messenger RNA, 1280 nt
Organism: Phacochoerus africanus (Common warthog)
Lineage: Eukaryota; Metazoa; Chordata; Mammalia; Artiodactyla; Suidae
Gene: CD79B
Product: CD79b molecule
Exons: 6
Coding region: 99-785 (228 amino acids)
Biological process (GO): B cell differentiation; B cell receptor signaling pathway
Cellular component (GO): membrane; B cell receptor complex; external side of plasma membrane
Molecular function (GO): transmembrane signaling receptor activity
Source: RefSeq, a predicted model, not a curated record
GCGGGGAGGAGACAGGCUGCAGCCCAGGCAGUUACACGUUUUCCCCCCAGGAGCCUCCGAGGUCACGGGCUUGGGGAAGGGGACGCGGAGGGGCGAGCAUGGCGGGGCCCGCGCUGUCUCCCGGGCUCAGCAACUGGUUGGUGCUGCUGCUGCUGCUCCUCUCAGGUGAGACGGUGCUGGAGGCCGAAACAAAGGAACUCCGGGAUCCCAAAGGAAGCGCUUGUUCCCGGAUCUGGCAGCACCCACGUUUCGUGGCCAGGAAACGGGGCUCCAUGGUGGAAAUCAGGUGCUACGUGGAGGACCCCGGCAUCGUAAGCUGGCUCCGGAAGCAGGAGGCGGACUUGGAGCCCAAGAUACUUCUGCCCGAAGAGGGCCGCAUCAUCCAGAAUCAGACCACCUCCGAGGCCACUCUCAUCAUCCAGGGUGUCCAGUUUCAGGACAACGGUGUCUAUUACUGCAAGCAGGAGUGCUCCAAGGAGCCCCUGAGGACAGAGCAGGGCUGUGGCACUGAGCUUCGGGUCAUGGGGUUCAGCACCCUGGCACAGCUGAAGCGGCGGAACACGCUGAAGGAUGGCAUCAUCAUGAUCCAGACCCUGCUCAUCAUCCUCUUCAUCAUCGUGCCCAUCUUCCUGCUCCUGGACAAGGACGACAGCAAGCCUGGGAUGGAAGAGGAUCACACCUACGAGGGCCUGGACAUUGACCAGACAGCCACUUACGAGGACAUAGUGACACUGCGGACAGGGGAGGUGAAGUGGUCGGUGGGUGAGCACCCCGGCCAGGAGUGAGGGGCCGGCCAUCCCUGCGCCCCCGGGCCCAGCCUGCUGGACCCUCAUUGACUGCUUCAGAGCCACCUGGCUCCCAGCCCACCCCCCUUUCUCUGGAGCCCCUGUCAGCCUUCAAAGCUGGCCAGCCAGAUCCGCCUGUCCCUCCCGCCCUUGGUCCCCAACUCUCACCGGAGGGACUGGAGUGGAAGGGCCGCAGGGCAGUGAUUUGGAGGAGAGAGUUCUCUGGGGCUAGACUGGACCCAGCCCUCUGGGGGUGCCGUGCGGAGAUCCACUCCCCGUUCAGGAUGGAGAAGGCAGAGACGUGUCUGGAACCUAUAGAUGGACUCAGAGCAGACCGGCUUUCUGCGGAGUCUAGGAAGGGCCAGGGCCCACCCCGAUGUGGCCACGGAGGGGCCACCAAGAGCUUCAUCCCUCUCCUACCCUCGCCCACCCCAGGGGCUCCUGGCCUCAAACCCAUUCUCCCAUGGAAUAAACAGUGUGUCUUGAGAAACCACA